AAUGAAAGUAGCAUGUCAGAAGAGAUCAUGGAUGGAAAUAAUUCAUUAGAAGGCUUACCUGCAAAAGAUUUACUGAAACGAUUUCAUAUUUUACAAGGAGAAAGAGUAGAAACUUACGCUUUGUUUGAAGAAGGGUUUCAAGCAUACUUGAAUGGGGCACCAAAUUACAACUUUCCUAUGUACAGACAACUCGUCCAUGAGAUAACUCAGACAUUUACCAAAAUUUCCCAAGAUAUAAUACUGAUCACUAAGCAAUUAGAAGAUGACCACAGUUUGACCACCAUUGCUACAAUUGUAACUGGGAUUCAAAACAAUGAAAAAGAUAAACUUGAAAAGACGGUAAAAUUGCAACUAGCACGGCAAAAUGCUACAGACCACCCAACAGAUUCUAAUUUUAAAGAAGAAGAAGCAGACUUAAAACAAAGCAUAAAGGAUGUCAUUUGUGCCAUCAAUGAACAAAUGGAGGAACUUAAGUUUGAAUCGGAGGACCUUUAUUCUGAUGAAACAGAAGAAGAUAAAGAUGAUGAAACAGCUGACAGAUGAAGUCACAAUUUUUCAUUUGGACUAGGAUUCUUAAUCACUUUGUUACUGAAAAAAGCAUUUGUACAUGUAUUAUGUCAUUUAUGAAUUAAUUUAAUCUGCAUGUUAGAUGCAUAGAUUGUGAUGAUUUAUAUCAAGUCUGUAAUAUUGACAGGUAUUAAAUAUAUUACGGAAAGGUUCGGGUCUUAAAGAGAACAAUAAAGAGAUUUAAAAAGCCGGUA
Molecule: messenger RNA, 761 nt
Organism: Magallana angulata
Lineage: Eukaryota; Metazoa; Mollusca; Bivalvia; Ostreida; Ostreidae
Product: required for excision 1-B domain-containing protein-like
Exons: 4
Coding region: 13-543 (176 amino acids)
Source: RefSeq, a predicted model, not a curated record